This is a messenger RNA of Acanthocheilonema viteae, 660 nucleotides long. The record is from the annotation of a GenBank genome assembly. NCBI's taxonomy places the organism in Eukaryota, Metazoa, Nematoda, Chromadorea, Rhabditida, Onchocercidae.
AUGACUGAAUCAAGACCGCCCAAGCCUGCACCUAAACCGGGAAGAGUGACUGUUUAUCGAGCCUUGUAUGAUUACACAGCGCAAAAUGACAAAGAAUUGUCUUUCAAUGAAGGUGAUUUGUUGUAUGUUUCUGAUAGCAGUAAUGAUGCAAAAUGGUGGCCAGCACGUUGCAAAAAUCAGAGAGGUUUAAUUCCAGCAAAUUAUGUGAUGACAGCACAGUAUAUCGAACAUCCACUGCAUGAUGGAGCAAAACGAGGAAAUAUACAAGGUGUUAAAGAAUGUCUCGAUAAUGCGGUAUCAGUGAAUAGUUUGGAUAAAUCUGGUUCAACUCCAUUGUACUGGUCGAGUCAUGGUGGUCAUGUUGAAAUUGUCAAGUUAUUAUGCUCUAUACCCAGUAUGUGCAUUUCCGCGCAGAAUAAAAUUGGCGAUACAGCUUUGCAUGCGGCCGCAUGGAAGGGUCAUUUGGAAUGUGUGAGAAUAUUAUUGGAACACGGUGCAAGUACUACAAUACAUAAUAAUGAACGAAAGCGUCCAGUAGAUCUUGCAAGUGAUCCGGAAACACGAGCCUUAAUUCAGUUGGCAAUGCGUGAGGCGAUAGAUACAUGUGAUUUCCAGGAUGAUUAUAUUUCAGAAUCUGAGACAGAAAGUGAUGAUGUCUAG